Messenger RNA from Pieris rapae (cabbage white), 2265 nucleotides. It is a transcript of the gene Nup58, whose product is annotated as nuclear pore complex protein Nup58. NCBI's taxonomy places the organism in Eukaryota, Metazoa, Arthropoda, Insecta, Lepidoptera, Pieridae. Bases 190 to 1974 code for a protein of 594 amino acids. Gene Ontology annotation, cellular component: nuclear pore. The record is from RefSeq and is a predicted model, not a curated record. The transcript has 12 exons. Gene Ontology annotation, biological process: nucleocytoplasmic transport. Gene Ontology annotation, molecular function: structural constituent of nuclear pore.
AUGCGCCAAGUGCCAACCGCUGUCGGGUGUACACUGUACAAUUAUUCAUUAUAGUUCUAUAGAAUUUGUGUAAUGCAACAUGAUUAUUCCAAACUUCGCUUGUAAAAUUAUAUUGGUCUAAGCUUAACUUAACUGGUCUCUUUACAGUAUUCUUCGAAACUAAGGGCAGUUCGUGUUUUUAACAACAAAAUGUCUUUUUCUUUUGGUACGCCUUCAAGUGCGCCAGCAACUGCUUUAUCUGGAGGUUUUAGUUUUGGCGCUAACAAAGCCGCCACACCUGCCUUUGGUUUAGGUGGUACUCAGCCAUCCUUAGGGCUAUUUGGUACGCCUGCUACAUCAGCUCCAGCAUUUGGGACAGCAACACCGGCUUUUGGUUCCACCCCUGCAUUUGGUGCCACUUCCACAGCCCCAACAUUUGGAGCAAGUACAACACCUGCAUUUGGGGCUACUUCUGCUGCUCCUACAUUUGGAGCUAGUUCUACUCCAGCAUUUGGGGCCACAGCAACACCAGCAUUUGGUGCCACAGCAACUCCAGCAUUUGGUGCCACAGCAACACCAGCAUUUGGUGCUACAGCAACACCAGCAUUUGGCUCCACAGCAACACCAGCAUUUGGUGCAACAUCCACAGCCCCAGCAUUUGGAGCCACAUCCACAGCCCCAGCAUUUGGAGCCACAUCAGCAGCACCUGCUUUCGGUGCAACAACUACACCGGCAUUUGGUGCAACAACUACACCGGCAUUUGGCGCAACAUCCACUCCAGCAUUUGGUGGUGCUACACCAGCUUUUGGAACUACAACACCGGCCUUUGGUAACACCUCAUUUGGAAGUAGUCUGAGCACUGGAUUGAGUUUUGGGGCUGCAGCGACUACUUCAACUACUAGCCUUUCAUUUGGUACUACAACGACAACAAGUGCGGGCUUGGGUGGCCUUGGUGGUUUUGGUUUUGGUGCUACGACCACUGCUCAGCCUAAUAUUGGGCUAGGUGGUACAUCUACUACAGGGAGCUUUGCAACAACCAGUCUGGGAUUGGGAGGUGUGGCGGCCACUAACACAGCAGGAGCUAGCGAUGGCAAAAGCGAACCUCCGAAGCAGACAAAAUUGCCAAACGAGGUGUCGACAACCGUGGAAGCUUUUAAAGAAUUUGUGAAGAAACAGAAAUCCCUCAGCUCCGACAUCAUGAGGGUGUCUAUCAAGCCUCUGCAGAAGGUGAGUCGCGAAGCGGAGUGCACUCUGCGCCUGGCCAUGUCCCUGAACGGCGAGACGUCUCGCUGUCGAGCUCAGUCGCGUCGGCUGCGCACUUCCGCCGCCGCCGCCCUCGCCGCCGCCGAGACGGCCAACCGAGACCCGCCGGGUUCCGAGUUGGAGGGAAUAACUCCGCCGACGUACGUGAAGGACCUCAUAUCGGAGUUGGAGCAGCAGAUCAUCACUUUCAGGAGACAGAUGGACGUGGCCGACAAGCAGAUGCAAGCCUCGCCCAAACUCCUCACGGAACAGGAAUUGACCAUGGGCAUGCGCCGAAUGCACGAGUCAUUCGUGGCGUUGGCGGGAAGACUUCAGGCCGUGCACGCGCAGGUGCAAGCGCAGAAAGAGCAGUACCUCAACUUCAGGAAGUACGUGCUGAAGGACCCCACCGACGUCUUCGAAACCAGCGCGAGCGCGAGCCUGGACCAGAUAUUGCGAGACGCGGAAGGAACGAGGAAGAGGAGCCGAUCGGGGAACACGAGCGAGCUGGGGCUCGACGGCGCCGUACUCUCGGACCCCAGGGCCGCUUUAGGAAACGCGCAGCAGUUGGCCGGACCGACGCCUUUCACGUACCUCGGCAGCACUCUGUCGCCCUUCUCCGCGGCCGAGGCCCAAGGAUCGAACUGGCAACCCACGCCGCAGGCGGUGAACUCGUCGUUGAACAUUAGCGGGUUCGGGUCACGACCGGACAGUUUCCAGCUUCAAAAACCCGGAAAACGCGGAAAGCAGUGAUAUUGGCGACAUUGAACCGGGCUCGCUCCGCGAUCUUCCGACAGUUGAUGUCUCGAAGACGGAAACAAUUUACAAUUUACAAUCUGGAAAUUAUGUUCCAGAGCCCAGUCAGUGUUUUGAACAAAACCUUGAGAGUGAGAGGUGUACUCUCAUAUAUGUGGUCAUUGCAAAAUGGCUUUCUCGAUAGCGAAGUGAUUCGCUAUAGAGAUGAGUCGAUAACCGACCGAUAAAUUAUAAGUUAAUUAAUUUUAACUCAUGAAUGAUUAUGAAAUAAAUAUUGUUAAUUGAUAA